Messenger RNA from Musca domestica (house fly), 4629 nucleotides. RefSeq names its product cleavage and polyadenylation specificity factor subunit 1-like. Gene Ontology annotation, molecular function: nucleic acid binding; protein binding. NCBI's taxonomy places the organism in Eukaryota, Metazoa, Arthropoda, Insecta, Diptera, Muscidae. Gene Ontology annotation, cellular component: mRNA cleavage and polyadenylation specificity factor complex; nucleus. The transcript has a single exon. The record is from RefSeq and is a predicted model, not a curated record. Bases 186 to 4505 code for a protein of 1439 amino acids.
UUGAAUGUCAGCUAUGAAGAAGCAUUGUUUACCUCGUCUAGUGGGACUCUCAUUCACUUGAAGUGCCACUUUUGUUAUCUUGUGAAGAAGCAGCGCUCAAUUUUCUCGUAUUUUUGUUUGUUUAAAAAACAAUGAAUUAAAUUAAUAAUUAAAUAAAGAGUUGAUCGCAAAAUCUCUGAAAAGACAUGUUUUCCGUGUGUAAACAAUCUCACCCAGCCACUGGUGUGGAAUUUGCAAUAACUUGCCGGUUCUUUAACAAUGUCGAUGAAAAUGUGGUUGUUGCCGGUGCCAACAUCCUCAAGGUAUAUCGAAUUAUACCCAAUUUAGAUGUAUCACAGCGUCAUUCGAAAAUAAAUCCCAAUGAGUUACGAAAUCCUCCCAAAAUGCGUUUGGAGUGUUUGGCCUCCUAUACCCUGUAUGGUAAUGUCAUGUCGUUGCAAAGUGUUACUCUGACAGGAUCAAUGCGAGAUGCUCUGUUGAUUAGCUUUAAGGAUGCCAAAUUAUCCGUGGUACAACACGAUCCAGAUACGUAUGCCUUGAAAACUCUCUCGUUGCAUUACUUUGAGGAGGAAGACAUUAAGGAUGGUUGGACGGGUAGAUAUUACAUACCCAUGGUACGAGUUGAUCCUGAUGCUCGCUGUGCCGUGAUGUUGGUGUACGGCAAACGUUUGGUGGUGCUACCAUUUCGCAAAGAAAACGGCAUCGAUGAAAUUGAAUUGGCCGAUGUGAAACCGAUUAAAAAGGCAGCGACAGCAAUUAUGUCUCGGACACCGAUUUUGGCUUCGUAUUUGAUAGCUCUACGUGAUUUGGAUGAGAAAAUUGACAAUGUUUUGGAUUUACAAUUUCUGCAUGGUUACUAUGAGCCGACAUUGCUGAUUUUGUAUGAGCCGGUAAGGACCUUUACGGGCAGGGUGGCCGUACGCUCCGAUACCUGUGUUUUGGUGGCCAUUUCCCUGAAUAUCCAGCAGAGAGUUCACCCUAUUAUAUGGACCGUGACGGGAUUGCCGUUCGAUUGUUUACAAGUAUUCCCGAUACAAAAGCCCAUUGGAGGUUGUUUGGUGACCACCGUCAAUGCCAUAAUUUAUUUAAAUCAAAGUGUCCCACCCUAUGGAGUGUCGUUGAACAGUUCGGCGGAUCAUAGUACCAGUUUUCCUUUAAAACCUCAGGAUGGUGUGCGCAUUAGUUUGGAUGCUGCCAAUAUUGCCUUCAUUGAUGUGGACAAACUGGUGGUGUCUUUGCGAACGGGUGAUUUGUAUGUGGUAACAUUGUGUGUGGAUUCGAUGAGAACUGUUCGGAAUUUCCAUUUCCACAAGGCUGCGGCAAGUGUCUUGACCAGCUGCAUGUGUGUGUGCCAAAGUGAAUAUUUAUUUUUGGGUUCACGUUUGGGCAAUUCCCUGUUGCUGCAUUUUACCGAAGAAGAUCAAAGUACGGUUAUUACUCUGGACGAAUAUGAUGGUACAGAUGGCAGUGGGGGAGGUGGCGGCGGAGGAGGAGCAGGAGAUGAAAAUCGCAAGGCCAGGCGCAUUGAAGAUGAAGAACUUGAGGUGUAUGGUUCGGGGGCCAAGACCUCUGUACAAUUGAGAAAAUAUAUUUUCGAGGUUUGCGAUAGCUUGCUGAAUGUGGGCCCCAUUAAUUUCAUGUGUGCCGGAGAGCGUGUGGAGUUCGAAGAAGGAGGUACCACGUUAAAGCCCCAGGCCAGUCAGUUGGCGGAUUUGAAAAUCGAUAUUGUGGCCUCGGUGGGCCAUAGCAAAAAUGGGGCCCUUUGUGUCUUUGCCAAUUGCAUUAAUCCCCAGGUGAUUACCUCCUUUGAAUUGGAUGGCUGCUUGGAUGUUUGGACGGUAUUCGAUGAUGUUAGUCGAAAAAUGAGCCACCAUGACCAUCAUGACUUUAUGAUUCUGUCACAAAAAACCUCUACUUUGGUCCUGCAGACGGGUGAGGAGAUCAAUGAAAUUGAAAACACGGGCUUUAGCUACAAUCAGCCCACCAUUUUUGUGGGGAAUUUGGGACAAAAUCGUUUCAUUGUCCAGGUUACAACCCGUUCGGUACGUCUGUUGCAAGGGAAACGUUUGAUACAAAAUGUACCCAUAGACGAGGGAGCUCCCGUGGUUCAGGUGUCCAUUGCCGAUCCCUAUGUCUGCCUAAGGGUGUUGCAUGGCAAAGUCAUUACGUUAGCUUUGCGCGAAACCAAGGGCACACCUCGCCUGGCCAUUAAUAAAAACACCAUCAGCAGUGUUCCAGCGGUCAUUUCUUUGUCGGCUUACAAGGAUCUUUCGGGACUAUUUACCACGAAAUCCGAUGAUGUUUUGAAUUUGACGGGUGGCAGUGGCAACUCCCUUUAUGCCGGCCUGGGUUACAUGAAGGCCGAGCCAAACAUGAAAAUUGAAGAUGAAGAAGAUUUGCUUUAUGGUGAAUCCGGAAAUGCCUUCAAAAUGAACAGCAUGGCCGAUCUGGCCAAACAGUCGAGGCAAAAGAAUUCCGAUUGGUGGCGUAGAUUGCUGUUGCCGGUAAAAUCCACCUAUUGGUUGGUGGUGGGCCGUGAAAGUGGCACCUUGGAGAUAUAUUCCAUGCCGGAUAUGAAGUUGGUGUAUCUCGUCAAUGAUAUUGGCAAUGGCGAUAUUAUACUCACGGAUUCCAUGGAGUUUGUGCCGGCAAAUCUCAACCAGCCGGAUAAUAAGCAAGGUAUUCUACUGAAUUGCAUGCCCCAGCAUACCAACUCCCCGUUGCCCUUAGAAGUGGCUUUGGUUGGUUUGGGUUAUCAGGGAAAUAGACCGCUGUUGAUGAUACGCACCCGUUUGGAGUUACUAAUUUAUCAGGCCUAUCGCUAUGCCAAGGGUCACAUGAAGGUGCGAUUUAAAAAAUUAAAUAGCCUCAAUAUGAGGGAUGACAGCGGCGGCGAUCAAACCAUGGAAAUUGAUGAUGAUAGUUCGGAACUGGAAUCGUAUAAUCUUCAAGAACGCUAUAUCAACCGGUUGAGAUACUUUUCAAAUAUCUCCGGUUUGAACGGAGUCGUGGUGUGUGGCCCAAAUCCCUAUUUUAUUUUUCUCACCGGCAAGGGGGAGUUACGGACCCACAAGUACACCAAUGGUCAUUUGAGGAGUUUUGCCCCCUUUAACAAUGUCAACUGUCCACAGGGUUUUCUGAGCUUUGAUACCAGCUACGACCUGAAGAUUUGUAUUUUACCUCCCUACCUGAGCUAUGAUUCUCCCUGGCCGGCACGUAAGGUACCGCUGCGUUGCACCCCCAAACAAAUUGUCUAUCAUCGAGAGAAUCGGGUCUAUUGUUUAAUUACCCAAACAGAGGAGCAAACAAAUAAAUAUUUCCGUUUUAAUGGCGAAGACAAGGAGCUGACGGAGGAGAAUAAGGGUGAACGUUUCAUAUACCCCACCAUGUCAAAGUUCACCAUGGUCUUGAUGAGUCCAGAGACGUGGGAAAUUGUGCCGGAUGCCUCGAUUGAAUUUGAAAACUGGGAACAUGUGACGGCUUUUAAAAUUGUCAAAUUGGCCUAUGAGGGUACCCGGUCCGGUCUAAAGGAAUACCUUUGCAUUGGUACGAAUUUCAAUUACAGUGAAGACAUAACAUCGAGAGGAAAUAUUCACAUCUAUGACAUCAUCGAAGUGGUACCCGAACCGGGCAAACCUCUGACGAAAUUUAAGUUAAAAGAAAUAUUCAAAAAAGAACAAAAGGGUCCGGUGUCGGCCAUUUCCGAUGUUUUGGGUUUCUUGGUCACGGCCUUUGGCCAGAAAAUCUAUCUAUGGCAGCUGACCGAUGAUGAUUUGAUUGGUGUGGCCUUUAUUGACACCAACAUCUAUGUGCACGAAAUUAUAUCCAUCAAAUCCCUGAUACUGAUAGCAGAUGUUUAUAAGUCUGUGAGUGUUCUACGGUUCCAGGAAGAGUUUAGGACAUUGUCGCUGGCUUCGCGAGACUUUUACCCCCUUGAGGUAUUUGGCAUUGAGUUUAUGGUGGACAACACAAAUCUGGCAUUUUUGGUUAGCGAUGCGGAAAAGAAUUUCAUUGUUUACAUGUACCAGCCGGAGGUGCGGGAGUCAAUUGGAGGCCAAAAGCUGUUACGCAAAGGAGACUAUCACUUGGGCCAGACCGUCAAUACCAUGUUCAGGGUACAAUGCCAUCAGCGGGGUCCUGUGCAACGUCAACCCUUUACCUAUGAGAACAAACAUUUUGUCGUUUAUGGCACCUUGGAUGGUGGCAUGGGUUAUUGUUUACCCCUACCCGAGAAAGUUUAUCGUCGCUUUUUGAUGUUGCAAAACGUUAUGCUGUCGUACCAGGAGCAUUUAUGCGGUCUAAAUCCCAAAGAAUUCCGAACAAUAAAAAUGGCCAAAAAGCUGUCGAUAAAUCCAAGUCGUUGCAUCAUUGAUGGCGAUCUGAUAUGGUCAUUUGCCAAUAUGACAGUGGCCGAACGGAAUGAAGUAGCCAAGAAAAUUGGCUGCAAGACAGAGGAUAUUCUGCAGGAUCUAUUGGAAAUUGAGAGAAUAACAACAGUGUUUUGAAAUAAUUUUUUACACACAACAAAUACUAUUAGUUUAGUAGUUAAGAUCUGGCUGGAGCCAGCCAAAAAUCAAUAAAAAUCUUUAUAUUGUAUACAUUCAAUACAAUCUUGUGGGGUGUGGAGUA